CACCACGCGAGACCAAGCUUCACUGCUACAAGUAACAUCAUUGCGGCUCUUCCGCAGUUAAGGUCCUUGUAUGAAAUAAUGAGGACCUCAUGACACGGCCUAUUAAUAUUUCAUUGCUAUGUCAGGACAAGAAGAACAUCAUGCCUCGGACGCGUCCACCAAGACUCAAACGCGCUCCCACAUCCUGACGCCAGCAUCCGACAACCUUGUGAUUUCGAGUGAUGGCAGAAGCUCCGGCCCCAAGAAGCGGAAACGAGAUGGCAACACCAUGGAAGACCUUUUGAAAGAUGCCUUUGUCGUGAGACCAUACCCUUCUGGUGCCCCCGCUAAAACACGAACUUUGCAACCUUUGAUGCUCUUACCUCGAUCCCAACUACCAUUAUCUUCCCUCGAUAUUGUGUCAUCUGCUAAGACUCUGGGCCAAUCACGACUGUUCGAGACUCAUGUCAAGAUAUUGGAAUUGGAGGACCGAAUGGGAAGCCAGCCGAUGGUGCUCAUUGCUAGACUUGACGAUGCUCGCACAGUAUGUGCGGUGGAACGAGAGAGUCGCGGACUCUACGCCCUGUGUCAACUUGGGUCCUGGAUUAAUUUGCAAGGGCUGAAGGUCGAAGCAGUCGUAUCCAAGCCAGAGAUGCACAAAUUAUCUGAAAAUGGGCCUCCAGGGAUUGCAUUUCCUCAAUCAGCCACCCCACUCGUAACCCCGGAGUCAAGCAAAUACGGUAAGAAAAAGCGGCUCGCCAUUGAGGCUAUCCAAUCCAUGGUGAAGCGUCCUUCGACUUCCCUUGCCACCGAAUCCCAAGAGUCUCCAAUUGAGCCGGAAUCAUCCACAACCCUACAGGUGACAGAGGGGGUUACUGGUCCACCCCCGCAAGAGGAGCUUGCAACGCAACUCACCGCAGCCGAGAUAUUUGAAAACAUUCGGAAUCAGUAUUUUGAAGCACUUUACCUUUCCAAGGCUUCGUUGGCAUAUUUCGCCAAAGGACCUCUUUCACGUGCCAGGGCUGCAUUUCACCUUGAUUAUGAUUCGACGCUUGAUCUGAAUGAUCAUAUUGCAUUUUUAGAGAGCCUUGUGAUGUCCACAACAUUGAUCGACAAAAAAUACCGCGACGGUGUCCCUACUUGUAUCGCCUUGAUCGAUAUCCAAGAUCACAGCGCAGAAGAUGCUACCCGAACCUCCGGUAAACCCAAGAAGAGGAAAAGCAGUAAGAAAAUGAAGCCUGACAAAACCGGUUUGUACCCUACUGAGAAUACUCUGAUUCGACGAUGGUGGGCAAGCCAAGACGAUGACGCAGAAUCUGGAGCACCUGGGAGCUCUAGAGAUGAGCUGACGAAACGUCGUAUCUCUCAAUUACGAAUCAGAGAAACCCAACUUCAGAUGAUAGUGAUCCUCGAAGUCCUUGCUCUACAGCCUCUGGCAUCAACGACAGAAGAUGCGGGACUGGGCUUGCCAGCCACUGUUCGAACGACUGAAGUUGCAGAAGCGAAGGACAGAUCGGCCAAGACCAAGAAACCUGGCCAUCUCACUAUGCUCAUUGACGUGCAUAUAGAUAGAUUGUGUAUUUGGCAAUCUAUUGCCCUUGAAGCAGGGAAAAGCCCUGUCAAUAACUCAGAAAAAUCUUCUGAACAACCGGACGAAGUGACAAACGCAGUCAAGCAUGCAGACAACAUUCUAAAGGACUUUUGCAUCGACAUCAUCGCCCCGUUCUUUUCUUCUCGCCUCCCCGAGCGGUGUGCAAUUAUCAACAGGAAACUUGGGGGUCCUGUUGUCGUUUCUCCGCCAAGACCAAAGCUUUCUAAAGCUUCUAGCUUUUCGAGCGCGCCUUCUCGGCCCGGUGCUGCCACAAAACGCCCUGUUCCGGCCAAACCUCGCAGGAGCCUACAACGUGUGCUGACUGAUGAUCGGGAACGACGAAGCAUGUCUAGAGGUCCUAACAAAGCAAUAGCCUUGAUGAGAUCUGCAACAAUGCCAACAAUGCCUGGAGUGAAGAGGGAAGGCAGUGAAGCCCCUUCAUUAUCUAGUAUCCCCACCGCAGAUUCUCAAUCUUUAGAAGCGAAUCGGGGCGGCGUGCUGAAGUCCAAGCGCUUCUUCCAGCGGGAGGUAGAUUUGAGCAGCUUGGCUCCCGAAGGAAGCGGAAACACAAAGGCAAAGAAGCAAGCCAUCAUAGAAGCGGAGCUCAAAGAUGCUAUUUCCGCUCUGAAAAAGCCAAAUCGCGAGUUGGCUGGGAAAUCACUGGUUGAGACCGCCGAGAAACGAACGGCCUCGGCCUCUCACGCUCGAAAAUCUAAGAAGCCCAUCAGGAAUCCAUUAUUCCACGGAGUUCAAAUCUCUGCGACACCUAAAGCUAAUCGUCAGAAAGACAUGGCUCCCGAAUCUCAGCAUUCCAGCUUGGCAAAAUCGAUUGAAGGCUCCGGGUCGGCAUUUAUUCCUGUAUCAAGUUUGCCAAGGAUUCCUCAAUCUGCCUUGCGACCGUCGUAUGAAGGGAUGCCAAAGAAGAAUCCAUUGUAUUCAGCUAUUCAAGCGACUCCAACGCGAAAGGCGGGCCCCGGUUCCUCUCAAAGGGGAGGUCUGUUGUGUCCACCUGACCAUGAUCAUAAUGGAUACCUCCCUUCUUCGCCGCUGCAUGUUCGCCGGUCCAGCGCUCAGUUGUUUACAGCUGUACCUAAUUCCACUGCAAAGGGAGAGUCCACGUCUUUAUCCCACGGGGUUCAGGAAACACCAGAGAAGCGGAGACAAGAAAUGAUGUUCGAUCACAGCCAUCCUGGGUUGUCAGGGCCUGGGAGUGACAAGGAGAAUGACAGGGCAGAAAGGAGGAAGGUGUUAAUAGCCACUUCGAGUCAAGAAACUGGAAGGAGCGAAGAGAACAUAUACAAAUCCCUUGGGUGGGAUGAUGCUGACGACAUUGAUGACCUGGCAUGA
Hyaloscypha bicolor E is the source of this 2917-nucleotide messenger RNA. RefSeq lists its product as uncharacterized. The record is from RefSeq and is a predicted model, not a curated record. The transcript is spliced from 5 exons. Gene Ontology annotation, cellular component: DNA replication preinitiation complex. Gene Ontology annotation, biological process: DNA replication initiation. Lineage: Eukaryota; Fungi; Ascomycota; Leotiomycetes; Helotiales; Hyaloscyphaceae. Bases 119 to 2917 code for a protein of 932 amino acids.